Acanthocheilonema viteae is the source of this 348-nucleotide messenger RNA. The record is from the annotation of a GenBank genome assembly. Lineage: Eukaryota; Metazoa; Nematoda; Chromadorea; Rhabditida; Onchocercidae.
AUGGCAUCACCAACAGCUGCUGAACUUCCAAUGAAAAGACGAAUAUUUCGGGAUCCAAAUGAUGCAUUUUUGGAGUGUUGUAGGGAUCGACAGUUACCAGAUGCAUGCCUUAAUAAAUGCAAUUUUAAUUCUUACAAUCAACAAACUUUAAUGUUAAUGUACUUGCAACAAUAUGCAUGUCCAAUAAAAGCCAUGAGAGAGAUGCAAUUUUGCGCUGCACAAGGACGUGAUCAUAGGCCUUGUUGUUUGCGGAAUGGUAUAACGACAACAUUAGCUGGCGCAAAAUGUCUUACUUUUUGUGAUCAAAGGCCUGGUAAUAAACGUAAAUUUCUUAAAGCGAAUGAUUAG